Messenger RNA from Xyrauchen texanus (razorback sucker), 1740 nucleotides. It is a transcript of the gene dlx2a, whose product is annotated as distal-less homeobox 2a. Bases 186 to 1016 code for a protein of 276 amino acids. The record is from RefSeq and is a predicted model, not a curated record. Lineage: Eukaryota; Metazoa; Chordata; Actinopteri; Cypriniformes; Catostomidae. Gene Ontology annotation, biological process: cell differentiation; negative regulation of transcription by RNA polymerase II; embryo development. The transcript has 3 exons. Gene Ontology annotation, molecular function: RNA polymerase II cis-regulatory region sequence-specific DNA binding; DNA-binding transcription factor activity, RNA polymerase II-specific.
UCUGCUCUGCGUCGCGUCUGCGUUAGUUUUCUUCCAAACUGGUAUGCAGUCUUCAUCAGAAAACGUAUGUAGUUUUGCGCUUUAGAAGAGUUUUCACAAGUUUGUUCUUUCGUUGGACUUGCAUUUGUGUUUUAAAUAAUUUUUGUAAUUUAUUUUUUGAAGAUCAUCUUUCUUUUUUUUGUGUUAUGAAAAACAUGACUGGAGUUUUUGACAGCAUCGGUACAGAUAUGCAUUCACACCAGAUUACCUCCAGCAGUUACCACAGUCUGCACAAAUCCCAGGAAUCGCCGACUCUACCGGUCUCAACCGCCACCGACAGCAGCUACUAUAAUAAUGACCAGCAGGCCGGACAGUGCGCCGGCUCUCCAUACGGCCAGAUCAGCUCUUACCAGUACCAGAACAACAGCAUGAACAGCGUCCAGUACAACACCAAGUCAUAUGAGCUGGGUUUUGGCAACGCGUUUGGCACCUACAGCACGUACGGCCCCUGCUCCUCACCAACUCCUGCGGAAGCUGAAAAAGAAGAAGGUGAACCUGAAAUCCGAAUGGUUAAUGGAAAGCCAAAGAAGGUCAGAAAACCUCGAACUAUUUACUCGAGUUUCCAGCUGGCGGCCCUGCAGAGGAGGUUUCAGAAGACUCAGUAUCUGGCCCUGCCCGAGAGAGCCGAACUGGCCGCAUCUAUGGGCCUCACGCAAACACAGGUAAAAAUCUGGUUCCAGAAUCGUCGUUCAAAGUUCAAGAAGUUGUGGAAAAAUGGAGAAAUCCCACACGAGCAGCAUGCGGUCUCCUGCGAGUCUCCACCUCAGCACUCGCCGCCUCUCAACACGGCCUGGGACUUCACUCACAAUCCGAGAAUGAACACUGUAAACUCGGCCUUGCCCCAGAGCAACAGCCCUCCGAACACAACGACCCCUUCCUUCCUGACAAACUACCCCUGGUACUCAUCCACGAACUCUGCGACCCAUCUACAGCUACAUCACCACAACACAACUGUCAGCUCUGGGACCAUAUUUUGACUCAAAUGACUGUUAAAAAAUCUGGGGAAUUAAUUUUGUAAACAUACAAAUUAAAUGACUUUUAAGCCUGUUUUCCAAUCUGACUGGUGAGACGUCCUCGCCCUUGCCACGUUGAUCAUUGCUAGUGCGUUUUUGCGCGCAACUCUGUUGGCUUUCAUGCAGGCACAAACUAAAAUAUCAAACAGAUUAAAUUAUUUUUGUAUUUAUUUCUUUUCAUUCUAGGAUGGUCCAUAAAUGGAUAUAAACCAAUUGUUCAGUGAACCACUAUUAUCCAAAGCCUAGAGAUCUCAUGUGGACAUUGUUGGAGAGACAAUUGCAGCAGGGUGUAUAAUACUAUUCAGAGCACAUGUAGCACAACGUAAAGCUGUUUGGUGCCUUUCAAAAAACUCAUCAUUGUCCUUAUUCCCUGUAAAUGUGUUGUAUGUGCCCGUCUUUGAUUUCAUACAUUUUGUUUGUUUUAUAUUUAGUACAUACGGUAAGUUGAAAAUAUUGUCUCCAUCUCUGUACUUGUGUGUUGUACAGCGUCUUCUUAUUCAUUUUGCCUUCUAGGAUAUCAUAUAGGGUUCUCAUUGUUUUUCAAAUAUUGUAGACAAAACGCUAAUGAAAACCACUCGCAAGCUACUGAUUGUAAAAAGUUCAUGUGUAUCAGGAUGUUUUCGUUUGAUUUAUUUAUUAACCCGAAUGGACAGUUCAUGCCACUAGAUUCAAACUUAUUUAAAUAAAA